Ectocarpus siliculosus is the source of this 2464-nucleotide messenger RNA. The record is from the annotation of a GenBank genome assembly. NCBI's taxonomy places the organism in Eukaryota, Phaeophyceae, Ectocarpales, Ectocarpaceae.
ACCUCUUGCCACUCAACCAACCACCUGGAUCCGGCGAGGUGUGCAGCACAGGCAGCACCCACGCGCGGUGCCUUUGAACCGCAGGCCAGGACAAGGACAAACCAGGGAGGCUGGCAGAUCCAACCAAGCACGACUAUCGUAGAGCCCGAGCGUGCGCUGCGUGUGCUAGACCGACCUCCCUAGUCUUCCAGAGGCCUCGAACGAACGACGACCGACCUGGCAGCUAGGCGCGCGAAAAUUCAAGGCCCCAAGACCUUCAACCUCGACACGAGCAACCAGAUGACGACGGUGCGGGCUGUGGGAGCCAAGCGACCUCGGGGCUACGUUGCUGCAGCUGAAGAACCAACGCUGCCAUGGGCUGGAAGGGUGCCGAAGCCUGCCAUGGACGCAGAUAGUUUUGUGGACUACGGGAGCGGAUUCUUGAGGAAGUCGUGUGACAGCUGUGUCAGCAGCAAGCGGCGGUGCGAUGGUCAAGACCCCUGCACGCGUUGCUUGCGAAGGAAGAAGCCAUGCCACUACACCGAGAGGAAGAAAUGCGGCCCACGCAGCGGCCAGAAAACAGGGAAUGGCACGAGACGGCAGCCUGCGAGCAGCUCUCCCCCUGAUUGCGCGGGUUCAUCGGGCGCAGACGCUCGCAAGCAGAGGCGACAGUUCAUGGAGUAUCAACAACGCGCCCUCCGGACACAACAGCAGCAGCACGCGGCCGUUGGUGGAUUGGCUCGAGCGCCUGCUUCAGCUGCCAGCAGCCGCUACCCUGCGAUGGCCCAUAGUCGCCCCCUGCCGCCGCACGCCCCGAUUCUCUCUACCGGCGAGCUGAGCGGAGAGACGACGUGCGUAGACCAAACGGAUUGCUCUGACAAUGGGCUGCCCCCCCACCGAGUGCUGUCGCGAGACGAAUCAGGCAGCAGCUGGUGGUCCCUCGAUGACCAAGGCGGAGCGGGGGCGGCCGUGUCGGCGCGCUUGAGUGGCGGCGUCCCUGCCCCUAUCCCCAGCUCGUCGUGGCCUCAGCGCGAGCACCACCGGCCACACCAGCAGCACCACCAAGGCGGCAACAACGACUUGUCGAAUGAUGGUGCCGGCGUUGAGCACUACGGGCAGAGGACGGGGCUCUGGGGCGGGCUGCGCCCUGGCAGCGCUGCCGGCACCGGGUCCGGUAGCGGAGGCAGUACCGGCGAAUCUUGGGACGACGAGUCCGAGGAGGGCCAGGGCCAGGAUGAAGAAGAGGUAGCGGCACUGUUGCUCGGCCUCGGCAAGACAACAAACGAGGAUUUCGAAGGGUUCUCGGACGACGACGAGGAACCGGCGCCCGAAAGACCGGUUCGCCCCGGUGGCGUGGGCAUGUUUCGCGAGCCUCCCCGCCACUUGCCGGUGUCCAACGCCUCUCAAGAACUGAGCGUCUGAAAGGGCGGUCUGUAGCUAUGGCGUUAAUACCCUCUAUCUGUUAACCAACCUCUCUGUUGAGGGAAGUUAGGCAGCGGUGGGCACAGACUGAUUGUGGCGUUCGGUUGCACCGCUUUCACCUAGCAGCAACAAGGUGUGGUUGAGUAGAGGCCAUUGAUAUACUUCAUACAUUUGCCGGUUGGAUCACAUAAGAAUGCCUCUUCUGUCAGCGUGUAGCGUUCGCAAUGAUUCCCUCGCUGAAUUUCGUUUUACACGUACUGUUCAGAGGAAUUUUUGCGCUCGAGCAUAGAUUUGCGCGCUCGUGGCAGUUCUUUACAAGCUCAACAUAGAUUACGCAAGAGGUGGAAGGGACACGAGUAGCUGUAUACAAGUAGUCGUAUGCAUAGAUCGAUCUGGGCUGUUGAGUGGACUACUUUCGUACCACUCAGUAGACGGCGACGACGCGCGUGCCCUACCUGCAAGUAGUAUACACCCCAAUAGCCAGGGGCGACAAAUCGAAGCCGUAAGGUGUCUGUUUAGGAGUACCUCCGUGUGCUGUUGAGCGGUAUUGCGUUUGUCGAUGUUUUGGUUGUUCGAUGUUACGCGCGGUUUCCAGCGUACGUCUAUUUGUUGGCCUGGUAGAACUGGUCGCCGGAGUCUCGAGAAGUCCCGACGACGAGUACCUCACAGCAACGUAUGGCUGUUUGAAAGAUGUUUUUCGUGCUUGCGAAGAUGGUGAAAUACAGCCCAUUUGUUGGUAAGCUUGUUAUCUUCUUGGUCGUACUUUUGUGCUUUCGCGGGGGUCCUCUUUGGGUUUACUCUUAAGUUACUCUGUCGUGAUUGUCUGCAUUAUUGUAGUGCAUACAGCCAGUAGGCACGGUAUUUUGUCGCGCGAGGAGCCUUUAUUGACCCCCCCCUGUUUCUUGUUUUCUCCACGCAUGCGGCGGAACGCCGGUUUGAUGUUCUCGGGGCCGGUCCCGGAUGCCCCGCAAGUAUUGGGAGUAGCAGAUGAAGCUGUUGCCAGAUGAUUUUAUGGUGCGAGGUUGAGAUAAAGUUGUAUGGGAAAAAAUUGACACGUUUCGCG